GCUCGGUUCGGCUCGGCUCGGCUCGGUCCGGCUCGGUCGCCCCUCCGGCCUUGCCCCUUCCACUCCCCCCCUCCCCCGCUUCUCGUCCCCGUUCGUCCGUCCGUCCGUCGGCCGGGAGCCAUGAGCGGCGUGGAAGAUGAAAUCAUCCGCAUCGCCAAGAAGAUGGAUAAGAUGGUGCAGAAGAAGAACGCGGCUGGGGCUCUGGAUUUGCUAAAGGAACUUAAAAACAUUCCCAUGACCUUGGAAUUACUGCAGUCAACAAGAAUUGGGAUGUCAGUAAAUGCUAUACGUAAGCAGAGCACGGAUGAGGAAGUGACAUCUUUAGCAAAGUCUCUCAUCAAAUCUUGGAAGAAGUUGCUAGAUGGCCCAUCAACUGAAAAAGAAUCUGAAGAAAAGAAAAAAGAACCUUCCGUCUCAUCUCAAAACAGUCCUGAAGCAAGAGAGGAAAGUAGUUCCAGUAGCCACACAAGCAACAGAAAAGAUGAGGCAAAUGCUUCUUCUGAUUCCUUCAUUCCAUCUUUUCCUCGCGCACCAAGUACUUCAGAUUCUGUCCGAGUGAAGUGCAGAGAGAUGCUUGCUGCAGCUCUCAAAACGGGAGAUGACUACAUUGCUAUUGGUGCUGAUGAUGAAGAGCUGGGUUCUCAGAUUGAAGAAGCUAUAUAUCAAGAGUUAAGGAACACGGACAUGAAAUACAAGAAUAGAGUGCGGAGUAGGAUAGCGAAUCUCAAAGAUGCUAAGAAUCCUAAUUUAAGAAAAAAUGUUUUGUGUGGAAACAUACCCCCUGAUUUAUUUGCCAGAAUGACAGCAGAGGAAAUGGCUAGCGAUGAGCUGAAAGAGAUGCGUAAAAAUCUGACCAAAGAAGCGAUCAGAGAACAUCAAAUGGCCAAGACAGGAGGCACCCAGACUGAUCUAUUUACAUGUGGCAAGUGUAAAAAGAAGAACUGCACCUAUACCCAGGUUCAGACUCGCAGUGCUGAUGAGCCUAUGACAACAUUUGUCGUGUGUAAUGAAUGUGGAAACAGAUGGAAGUUCUGUUAGAAGAAGGAAUUGUCGAGACACCUGGACCAGUAUGAAAGAGCAUUUUGUAAUUAGCUUUAAAAACUAGGCUAAGCCUCUAGCUUUCUUGCAAGCGAGAUUUUUAAAACAGCAUACCUUUUUGGGGUUUGUCUUUGUUUUUGACACAACCAUCCUUUCCUUUAAACGCCUUCCCAUAGCUACUAGUCAGUAGGAGGACCGGGACCCACAGUCAUAUGGUGUUUGUUUAAAGAUUUUUUUUUCAUUUUUAUAAGUAAGUUGACAUUAAAUUUUUAUCAAUUAAACUUUGGUAACUUGUUUUGUUUUUUUCUUAACGAACAUAACGUGACAUUUAACUUUUUUACAAUCCAAAACAUGCACACCAGAAAUUUUUACUUCUCCCCCUCUGCUAAAUAGCAUUAAAAAUGUGCAUUUGUUUCCCAAACUGGCAUAUUCCUGGCCUGUAAUUCAGAGGGAAGGAAGGCUAGUGUGAUUUUAAUUGAGCCAGAUGUGUUGUGAUGUUGAAAUAUCAGUUUGUCAACUUGUUUGUUUUGUACAUACUGUUUAUAAACUAGCACUUGACUUUGAUCAUUACUAUUGCUGAUGAAUUUAGUUUGGUGGGAUGUUAUCUUGCUAAUGUAAUCAAUAGUGAUCAGUGCAGUUUAUUGUACAAUGACAUUUGCUGUACUUCUCUAAGUCUCUCUCUUACUUGCGCUUAAUAGAUUUUUACUCCUGGAAAAAUUACUUAAAACAGUUUGUUUAAAAAAAAAAAGUUUUUGUUUCUUAUUUACCUGUUCAAUGCCAGAAUUUAUUUUCGGUGUGUGGGUGAACAAAAUCAUUGUUUUGGUACUUUAUUUCAUCUAUCCAGACCAGCUCUUCACAAGAAGAUACCUGGAGUGAGGCAGAAAAUGUCAACUUUCAUCAAUUACUAUAAAUGAUAGUAGUUAUUGUAAACUGUUCAUGAAUUUUUAUUUUGUUGUGUAGAAGAAUGGUGACCAAUGAUCAAACUCGAGGCCAGUAUAAAUCAUUAAAGUGGUGGUCUUUCUCUUGAUAGAAA
Messenger RNA from Ornithorhynchus anatinus (platypus), 2071 nucleotides. RefSeq names its product transcription elongation factor A1 (gene TCEA1). Bases 121 to 1038 code for a protein of 305 amino acids. Gene Ontology annotation, cellular component: nucleus. The transcript is spliced from 10 exons. The record is from RefSeq and is a predicted model, not a curated record. Lineage: Eukaryota; Metazoa; Chordata; Mammalia; Monotremata; Ornithorhynchidae. Gene Ontology annotation, biological process: DNA-templated transcription; transcription elongation by RNA polymerase II; positive regulation of transcription by RNA polymerase II. Gene Ontology annotation, molecular function: nucleic acid binding; zinc ion binding.